Molecule: messenger RNA, 5588 nt
Organism: Pecten maximus
Lineage: Eukaryota; Metazoa; Mollusca; Bivalvia; Pectinida; Pectinidae
Product: vesicle transport protein SFT2B-like
Exons: 7
Coding region: 76-558 (160 amino acids)
Biological process (GO): vesicle-mediated transport
Cellular component (GO): membrane
Source: RefSeq, a predicted model, not a curated record
UGUAAACAGGAAGUGGGCAUGUAUUAGUUUUGUUCCCUGCAGCAAGUUCUACUAAAGACUUUAUUUUGAGCGAAAAUGGACAAAUUAAAGAAAGUUCUCAGUGGAAAUGAUGAAGACGAAGAGGAGGGUAUUGUAACACAGAUCAGUAACAGUUCAACUCUAAGCUGGUCUACAAGGAUCAAAGGUUUCAUUGUGUGUUUUGUACUGGGAGUAAGCUUAUCAAUUCUGGGAAGCUGUUUGUUAUUCCUUAAAGAUGGCCUGAUAAUAUUUGCAGUAUUAUACACCUUUGGAAAUAUAUUGUCAUUAGCAAGCACAUGUUUCCUUAUGGGACCAGUAAAUCAAUUCAAAAAGAUGUUUGCUAAGACCAGAAUAAUAGCAACAUUGCUUGUAAUUGUAAUGUUUAUUUUGACAUUGGUGUGUGCCUUUGCAUUGAAAAAUACAGCAUUGACCAUCGUAUGCUGUGUGUUACAGUUUCUUGCUUUAACUUGGUAUUCAUUAUCCUACAUACCAUUUGCCAGAGAUGCAGUAAAGAAGUGUUUUGGUGCAUGUUUGGAGUAAAGGUUGAAUGUCCACCAGCUAGGACAAGUAGAUGGAGAGUGCUACAGUUACCAAGUCAUCAACCAUCAGAAUGUUAACUAUUUAUUCAGUAUGUGAAUGUGUAUGCAAGUAAAAAACAAAUCUAUGAUAGCUUUUCUUCUGUAUUGAGAUUUACCUUUUGAUACAAGAACAACUUAGUGUGCUAUUGGUUAUAGUGUAUCUCAACAGCUACCAGAUAUAUCUCUUGAAUGAGUGGAUUCUUAGAGAUGAUUAGGAAAGUCUGUAGUUUAUAUUUUUAUCUUAUUGUUGAUACAAUCGUCUGAUAGUAUAUUUGUUUUUAUAAUCUUUGUUUCACAGAAAUGUACAAUAUACAUUUAAGUGUAAACUCAUGAUCAGGAAAUCAAAACAAGUUUCCUGUAAACUUGAUUUCUUGGUGGUAUUUUGAUGAAAACUAAAAAGAUAGUUUGUUAAUUAUCAGAAAUAUAUAUUUUUGUUGUCCCUGUUUGUCUCUUGGCGAAUUUAAUGCUUCACACGUAUACAGUUGGUAAAAUAAGUAUUUUUAUGAUUUCACCUCUUGAAAAAAGGUUUUCUAUUUUGUUAGAAAAAACCUUUCAGAAUAUAUUGUAUCUGUUGUCCACUGUGUAUAUGCGAUGUAUCUUAUCCAAUGUUAAGCUUGUUACAUAAAACACUGGUAUAGCAUUGUUGGUGCUGGAUAAUGUUAAAUGGUGUGCCUAUAUGUAUAGCUAUAUGUAUCUAAAAAGCCUUCUAUAUAUUUUGUUUUAAAAGAAAUAACAUAUGUGACUUAUAACCAUGUCCGAUCUGUAUAAUAGUAAUGAGUGUGUGAGAAUUUCAUGGUCUAAAUUGUUAGGUUUUUUGUCAAUUACUAAUGGUUGUUUGGGUUUUAUUUCUUUUUCUCCUUAAAAGAGAGAAUCUUCUAAUAAAUGAACCUACAACAAGAAAUUGAUAAAAUUGAUAGCAUGUAUAGAUGUAUUUAUUUUAAAUUAAAAUUAUCAUAACGCAGAAGUCAUAAUGAUGAAAGUAUGAUAGACUGUUGUAUUUUCCUUUAAUUUUGGAGAGAUAUUUAGACGAUAAAGUAUAUUUUUUUCAACUUGCUCUCAGCAUAAAUUACAGCUUGGGACUAUUCCAGUUAAUUAAAUACCCAACAGGAAAAUUUGAGAAAUAUUAGAAAAUCUAUGCAUGGAUGCUAGAGUAUAGUAAUGCACUGUAGGGUAGUGUUUGAAUUUAAACACUUCUAGCGGUGGUUCUUGUUCAACAAACCUGGAUUCCUCCCGUUUGGUAGAUAAUUUACUGGAAUAGGCCUUAAAAACUUAUCAGUCAGAAUACAUGUUAUUUGUGAGAUUGAAUUCAUCAUAAACUUUAUAUAAGUUGAUGUUAGCAGCCGUCACUAUGUACGCAGUUUGGGACCAACAUCAGUUUCAGUGUUGUUAUUGAUAUGUAUUGAUCAAAGGAACCAACAAGAUGAAAUGUUACAAUUCAUUAAAAACGAUCUGGUCAGAACAAUAUACCAUGUACUGGAUGUAUUUACUCUCCAUCUGACAAGUGAAUCAGCAAGUCAUUUAUAAUGAAUAUUUCUUCAGUUUCACACACUUAUCCAAAUCUCCGCCUAAUUCUUCCUCUCUCUCUGCAUACUAAACAAUGACAGUCCCAAAGUACAAGUCACCUAACCUAAAAUGUAUGCCAAAUUAAUUUUACAACUAACUGAACUUGUUCAUACUUUUGUCAUUGUUUUUGUUGUAAAAUUUUGAUUUAUUUUACCUGAUGAGUAAACAUUCAGAUAAGUACAGUGUAUGGUCAAUCAGUCAUUCUGUCAAACCAGUCAGUGUCAAUAUAUCUAACAUAUUCUCAGUUGAGAAAUUUUGAACGUUUUAUUUUUAUUUUUUUCAAAUUACUGCAGUUAAUAAUAUACUGUUUAAUAACAGUGAACAUUUUAUUUUAUUUUUUUUUCAAAUUACUGCAGUUAAUAAUAUACUGUUUAAUAACAGUGAACAUUUUAUUUUAUUUUUUUUUCAAAUUACUGCAGUUAAUAAUAUACUGUUUAAUAACAGUGAACAUUUUAUUUUAUUUUUUUUUCAAAUUACUGCAGUUAAUAAUAUACUGUUUAAUAACUGAACAUUUUAUUUUAUUUUUUUUUCAAAUUACUGCAGUUAAUAAUAUACUGUUUAAUAACAGUGAACAUUUUAUUUUAUUUUUUUUUCAAAUUACUGCAGUUAAUAAUAUACUGUUUAAUAACAGUGAACAUUUUAUUUUAUUUUUUUUUCAAAUAACUGCAAUUAAUGUUAUACUGUUUACCGGUAAUAACAGUUGUCCAUAAUCUGAUUUUAACUGAUUGAUAUAGCUACAGUAAUACAAUGUUAAACAGUAUAAUAAUUUCUAAUUGUCAAAAUCUAAAUUUAGUGCAAAGGAUGAAAAUCGCUAAAAUAAAAUCACCACAAAAUAUGUAUAUUCACGGUAUUCGUGUCUCAUCGCGUUUGGAGCUAUCAGUUAAUAUUUUUCUGUGAAAUUGUUUCAUUGUUAUUAUCAUUAUUAAACCUUAAUUACCAAUGUUUUUGUAGUUUAUGAUAUUUCUUUAUCUGUUCAAAUACUUGAAGUACAUCCAAUAUAAAUACUUGUAUUUUGUUUGUAUGCUCUUACUAGUAAAAUGUUAGUAAAUGGAAAUAGUCUUCAUCUCACUAUUUCAUCACGGGAAAUUGUUAAAAUUAACCUUUAAUAUAUAAGAUCAAUUUUUUUGUUUUGUUUGAUUUAUUCAUUAACAAGUUUCUAUUAACAGAUAUUAAUUCAGGGAUAUAUUUUUGUUUAAAGAUUGUCUACAUGUUUACGAAUCAACUUCCAAUUCCUAAUGUCAGCAAAAUUUGACAUUGACAUUAUACAUCACUGAUCUUCUUUGGUGGGAUAUUAUAUAUUUACCAGGGGUAUAUAUGUGUAUACACCGGGAGUAUAUAUAUAUUUGUUUCUAAGGUUUAAGUGCCUUAUUGGAGCAAUGUUAAAAUAUCCAUCAUAUGCUUUAAACCGUUACACCUCUUGCCAUAAAUUUUUUUGUAUCUAUUUUUCUAAACUGAAUAUAUUUCAAAUUCUUCUAAAUAUUAAAUUCGGUUUGAUUUAUAGUAUAUGGGAGGUAAUCACCAUUGAAAACAAAGGGUUCUGUCUUUUCUUCACACAAUUACCUGGUAUACAUCCUUAGUCCUAAAUGUCAAACUCACAGAAUUAUUUGUACAGCCAGCCAUUUGGUUAGUUACCAAAGCUGACCAAGAAAAUAGUAUUGUGUAAUCAAAAGGCUAGUCUGAGAUUAAAACAACACAUUUUACUGUUAAGCUGUCUUAUGAAUCACAUUUGUAUUUAAUCAAAACGUUGACUUUGUAUUAUUAGGUUUUAGAACAGAUUUACUAAUCAACAGAUCAUAACUUUGAUUCUGUCGUGUUAAAGUGUUGGCUGCAAGGUAGAUACCAUUUCAAGGACAUUAGUCACUCUUGAAAGUCAAAGAUGGGAGUCAAGAUACAACUGUAACAGUAUUAUCUGUUGUCAAGGUUUAACCAGAUGUACCUAUACCUUUCAUUAAUCAAAGGUGGUUUGAAUAUUUGUCAGAAGUGUCUUCCAUCCUGCUCAUGAAUUCUGAAACAGCCUUUAAUAUAAAAGUGGGAAGUUUAUGGUAAAAAAUAAAGCAAUGUAAAAUCUGUUCUAUUAAAUGAGUUAGAAUAAUUAAUUGGUUGAUUGAUUUGUUCACUGUUGCAGCAACACAUGGAGACUGUGCAUAUUGACAAAAAGUCAAAAACAAAUAAACUAAGAAAGAUGUGCAUGCUGAUAUAUUGUAUUUGUAAAUUUAAGAUAAAUACUACAUUAUUACAGUACAUGUUAAUAAAUAGCUGCGAACUGAAUGACUGAAAGACACAAAAAUACUCACUUUGAUUGUACCACAUCUUGUCAAAAACAGCAAAGUUGUAUGUACUACUGCAGACUGUUGAUUGUUUGGGUGUUAUAUUAUAGAGGCUAGUGAUAAGCUUGUGGUCACUAUCAGAUCUUGUUAUUGGCAUUCUUUUUAAACAGAUUCUAUAGCAUGUUUUUUAGAGUAGUUAAUAUUCAGGUGGAAAUUGGUAAAUUGUUUGUACCUACACCAGGAGAAAAAUGGAAGUUAUUUGAUUUUGUCUUUAUUUUAUAGACCAGUGGUCAUGAACAUCUGUUGUGAGCAUAUAAACAAGCCGAGUGUAAAAGUGUUGUAAAAGAAAUUAUACGAUAAAUUCUUUCAAGGAAAAGCAUGAUUUGUACAUAUUACAAGGUUGCUGUAUCUGUAUGUUAAGUACUAAUUGUUUUACAAUGUGCCAUUUGAAAUCAAGAAAUGAUACCAAAAGUAUUCUUCUAAAUGAUAGGGGUAAAUUAUAUGAAUUUGAUAAUAUCACCUGACUAAGUAUUGUACUACAAUGUAUGUGUGGAGAAAUAUCAAAUGUACAUCAUGUGCAUAUGAAGUACACAAUUACUUUUCAAGGUUAAAUUUGUAUAUAAGAAUAUGUCGCAGGUGGCAAAAUAACAUUCAAUAAUAUAAAUGAUCCAACCAGCAACCUCUUAUAGUCUAGUUUUAGAUAUCAGAACAUUGAUGUAUUUCGUUCGUCCAGAGUACAAGGAUAGGGUACUAGAUAAAGUUAAGAUGGAUUACUCCGUAUCUUACAUAUGGGAAUUAAUGUUUCGUUUAGAAUGACAUAAAAAAUGAUAGCAUUGGGGGAGCUUCAGCUAUUGUACUCAUUAUUGUUAUUAUAUAACAGAGAUUUAUUUUAAUUCGUCAAGCGUAAACCAUUCUACAUUUGUAUGUAAAAUCAAAUAAACUAGAAAAUAAAUCCUGUAUUAUGUUAUGUUUGUAUCAUAACAGUUCCACGUAGAUGUUCCUUCGUAAUAAUUAUUAUGUAGUUAUUGAUGUCAAAACAUUUUUAUGUUAGGGUUUGAAUUGAUUUAAUAUGUAUGUGAUGAAUGUUAAGUGCAACUUUCAAGAAAAAAGUACAAAUUUAAGACAGAUUUUGUGGAUUGGCAUAAUUAAAAGCGUUCAAUAA